Prorocentrum cordatum is the source of this 7107-nucleotide messenger RNA. The record is from the annotation of a GenBank genome assembly. Lineage: Eukaryota; Dinophyceae; Prorocentrales; Prorocentraceae.
GACUGGUGCAUGGUCGUCGGCCAGAUCGCCCAGGCAGCGAUCCUCGGGGCGGCGAACAUCGGCGGAGCCUGGCUGGGUCGCUGCCCCCCUUGCCCGCAGGCGCCGGGGUGCCCGGCGCCUGCACUGAGCUGCCCACCGGUCUCGCUCACCUGCCCGGCGCCCCCGGCGCCGCCGGCGCUGACUUGCCCGCAGGUGACCUGCGCGGCUCCCGCGUGCCCGCCGUGUGAGGCGCCGGCACGCGAGGAGGUGGCGCCGUGCCCCUCGCCGGCCCGCGAGGACGCGGGCGCCGACGGCCGCCUGGCCGCUUGCCUGCCGCUGAAGGCCGUGGUGCUGAUCGGCGCGGACAGCAUGUUGGCCGUGGUGUCAUCGUCCGACCUAGUGCCGGGGGACGUGAUUCUAGUCCGCUACGCCGCGGACGAUCUCUGGCAUGAGCGAGUGCUGAGCUGGGCGCUGCCCGUCGACAAGAGUGGGGCUGUGCAUUGGGUGGUGGCAACACCCGACGGAGACAUGUAUGUGGAGACGAUCGAGGGGGGAAGCGCCGACGAUAGCCCGGUGGAGUGGAUCCGCCCGGCGGCCGACGGACGCCUCCCUGUUGGCUUCCAGGACGCCGUGUACUCCUUCCAGCGAGGCGAGAUCGACGGGGCCCUCUUAGAGAAGUGCGUGAAGAAGGGUGCCACCAUGGCGUUGAUGGACGCUCGGGAGCAUGGCGUGACCCCUGUCACCAUGACCGUGGCCCGGGCCCCGGGCGGCCGCAGGGUGCCGAUCGAGGAGGUCGUAGGCGCGGGGUUCGUGCAGCCGGCGCUCCGAGACGGUGCGCCUGACGGCGCGGACGCGGGAGGAGCCAUGGUGGCAGGGACUGCUACGCCGAGGACCGGCGUGUGGCGCGUGGUAGAGGAAGGCAACUCGUUGGGCUACGACGUGGGCCGUGAGGUGAAGCCCGUGACGGUGUACAUCGGAUGCAAGGGCGUCUACUCGCCCGACGGCAAGGACUCAGUGUUCGUGGAGUUCAGUGACGAGGACGAGGGCGAUUUUGUCAAGAGGGUGGCCCCGCGACCCCCGCCCAAGGAGUCCUCGGCGCAGGAUGCGCGCACGCUGGCCAUCAAGUUCAACCCGCAGGGCCGCAUGCGAGACUGGCGUGAUGUGGUGGAUAGCUGUCAACAAGAGGAGUUCGAGGAUUUCCCUGUGAGCGGGCCCCGCAGCAUGAGCUGGUGCUUACACUUCUUACGUCGUCGGCACACCCCCUUGGACCAUCAUCUGAUGUUCCGCAGCACGUGCUCGCUGAAGCCUGAGCAGUGGGGGGUGGCCGAGCACGAGACCUUGCUUCGCAUCAUCGAGCUUGCGGGGCAGUGUGACCAAUUGGAUGUGACGAACCUGGCGUGCAUGGAGGCGGCGGCGCGCAGGGUGCAGACCAUCGAGUGGGCCUACCAUGAUAAGAUCAGGGAGACGGACGCAGGGUCCACCUCGCGGCUAUCCAUCGAGGAGGCCACGGCUUUCUCAGGCCUCAGCCGUGCGGGGGACUUGAUGAUGGUGCUGCCCGCUCUCCUAGAGCACGUGAAGUUGCAAGUGGAGAAGGACGCAGCCAUCAUGAAGAACAUCAGGAAGGCCAAGGAGGAGAGGGAGCUGAGGCGCCAGGCCGUCGCCAGCCUAGCCAACCAAGCGAUCUACACUCUCAACGACUUGGCGGGCAGCGAGCGGGGGUCUUCCGUCUCGCAGCCUGGCGAGGGGCGGGCCCCGCACGGGGCUGUGCAGCGACGUGUAUAUGCGGCCGCCGCGGCGAUGGGCCCGCCACCAGCUCUCUCGCCCUCGGGAGCCCUGCAGGAGCUCCGGGGGUGCACGGUGUACGAGGACGUGCAGUCCACCGUGGUGCCCUACGACGAUAUGAAGGCCUCCCUGCCGAUGAGCGGUAAUCGUCCCGUUCCCCUGGCAGAACUUUUUGGGGCCGGUGGUCAAGCUGAAGUCGACGGGUUUCUUGGCUCUCAUCUUCUCAAAUCAGAAGCAGCCUCCCACAACCUCAAGGGGGCCCCUCGGGAGACGUACAUGGACGAGGUGCUUCGGAACUCUCCGCGCGCAUACCAGCGGCUGGUCAAGAGGCUCGAGAGGGCCAGGAUGAUUGACUACACCGUCCAGCCGCAGGAGUUUUGUUCGCUCUUUUUCGUGAGAAAGAAAAAUGGUAGCCAGCGGUUGGUCGUCGACUGCCGUCGCUCCAAUUGUUGGUUCUCGGCCGCGGACCCCGUCCAGCUCAGCACGGGCGCCGGCCACGGGAACCUAGAGGUGCCGGACGGGGCGCGGCUGUGCGUGGGCCACGUGGAUAUCAAGGAUGCCUUCUACCACUUCGAGCUGCCGGAGCGCGUGCGCAACUUGUUCGCGCUGCCGGCGGUGCCGGCCUGGGUGGCUGGCCUUGCUGAGGUGGGCGGCGUGAGAGUGAGCCCGGGUACUUCGGUGUACCCGCGGCUUCGAGUGCUUCCCAUGGGAUGGUCGCACGCACUGUGGGUUUGCCAGACUCUGCACCGCCGUAUCAUCCAGGAUAUCCCGGGCCUCGAGCCAACCUCGUUUCUGCACGACCGAGGGCCAGCGCCUGCGACCACCCCUGCGUGCCACACUGUCUACGUUGAUAAUUUUCUGGCGCUGGGUACCUGCCGAUCGACGGUCGAGCGGCUGGUGCGUCAGGUGUCCGCCCGCGACAUCGAGAAAGUGGUGGGACACUGCACCUUCUUAGCCCUCCUCUCUCGGACCUCGCUCUCCAUCUUCCGGUCCGUCUACACCUUCAUCGCUCGUCAUCGUGAUCACGGUACCGCACCGCUCUGGGAGUCUGUUCGCUGGGAACUCGAGGCCUUCAGGAACGUCAUUCCUUUGAUUCGUCGUGAUUUUGGGGCUCCGUGGAGUUCAAAGGUUAUGGCAUCAGACGCUUCUUUCUGGGGCUACGGCGUCGUCUCACGGGACCUCCCUCCGGACAUUGUUCAACAACUAGGGCGUGUCAGUGAGCGAUGGCGGUUCUCGGGUAAGGCUCAGGUCAGGUCUCGUGAAGGGGUUCUGGGGCCCGACUGGGAGCUCGACACCGGCGACUGGGUGAAGAAGGUGGAGGAGGACAGUCAGGAGAGAGAGGACGCCCUUUCGGAUCUGCCGGAGAUCUUGAAGGAGAGGGGGUGGGCGGUGCUGAUGGGGAAGAAAUGGGAGGUCCCCAUCUCCAACAUCGUUCAGGGAGAGGUGGGCCCCAGGCCGCCCGCGCUGACCUACCCAGCGCAGGGUUCCCCAGUGCUGGUCCGGCGACGGCCGAGGGCGUCCUCGCCGCCGAGUGCGGAGACGAUAGGCUUGUCGCCGAACAUGCUGCCCUGGCGCCCGUUGGGCCGUGUGAUCGGCCGCCUGGGUGCUGGGACCGCGGGCCAGUUCCCCCGCGACCUGAGCGACUGGAUGAACGAGCAGUACAUGGAGGGCUACGACCACUGGCGCGGGUCGAACAUGAUGGCGGCAGUCGCCUGGGCAGACCCUCGCCCAAGCCGCGGGGGAGGACACGGGCUUCCCCUUUCGCGGCAGGCGCUGAAGGGCUGGCGACUCCUGGCGCCCGCCUCCAGCCGCCUGCCGCUGCCGGUCAAAGUGGUGUUUGCCAUCCUGAUGCAGCUGCUUGUGUUGGACGACUGGGACAUGGCCGUGUGCACCAGCAAGACGGGGGAGAUCGACGAGUCGCUGCUGCUAAACCUAGAGGAGGACCAGUGGUUGGUGCCGCUCUGCCAGCGUCUCGUGCUGGGCCGCGACCCGCAGGAGCUCCUGUUCGCCUUCAGUCAGGCCGAGUUCACGCGGUGCUUCGAGACGGCCGGCGCAAAGCGGCUGCUGCAGCGCCCUCUGCCGCCCUACAUCCCGCGGCACGUGGGCGCCGGCCGCGACUUCGCCGAGCAGCGCAGGGCGCUGGUCGGGGCGAAGCGCCAGGGGCGGUGGCACACAGUCGCCGGCGUCGGGCACUACGAGCUGAAGGGCAGAGUGGGCAACGAGUCCGCCAAACUGCCGCUCCGCAUCCAGAACCAAGUACGCUGGUGCCACAAGUACCUCCCCGCGGCGCUCUCCGGAUCGCUGCAGCCACGCGGGUGUCAGGCCCCCGGAGACCAGGUGUUCGCUGGAACUGCUCGGCUUGGUCGAGCGAUGGCGGCGCAAGGUUUUCACGUGCUGGCUUGGGACGUGAAGUAUGGCGAUCAGUUCGAUCUCACCUCGCCCUCGAAGCGCUCACUGAUUCGUGGCUGGAUUCUUGGCUCCGAGCAGUGCAUGGCAGGGCUGCUGCCGGGGGCCCUGGCUGGGCUGGCGAGCCUCAUCUGGCUCUCGCGCUGCCCGUCUGUGCCUGCCUGCCCACCUUGCCCCCAGUGCCCAGCGUGCCCUGGGGCCCCAGCCAACCCGCCCUCGCCACUGGCCGCAGGCGGGCUCGGGGUGUGGGGGUGGGUGCUCGUCGCGGGUUGUUUCUUCGUGACCGGACUUGCCCUGGGCACGUGGCUGACGCCGACGAGACUCGUGGCCGAGGCCGUGGUUCCUGCGAACGAGAUCUACGUCGCGCAGGAGAGGGCCAACGGCCGCCCUGCGGUGCCGCCCCCAGGAGGAGCCCUGAAGCUGCUGGCGGAGAUCCUGGCCGAAGGCCAGGCGGCGGACGACUCCGACCGCCGUCCGGCACCUUUCAGGAGUUUUUGGAGGCGCGCCCGCGGCGAUGGCCGCACGCGCGACAUUCUGCCCGUCCCUCUCGAGGCCCUUGCUGCGGAGAAGGAUGCUAAUUCGGUGCCACUUAGUCGUUCAGUGCUUCGGCGAGUUCAGCGUCGUGCCCACUUGCGGUCCGGGGCGGCGGAGACCAUCGCUGCCCUCAACCACUUCUAUUGCGGCGUCUCCGAGCCGAGAGAAGAUCGUGCUCCCCGUCUGGCGGCCGCCCAGGCCGAGAGCGUAUUUUGGGCCCGCGUGGCCUGGUCGCAGGUCGGCCCGCCGCCGCCCGACGUGGAGCCCUCGGGGGCCAUGGGUCGGCCGCGCGUCUACGCCGCCUUCUUCCGGCGGGCCGAGGCGGCGGGGCUCGUCGAGCGCCGACGCUCGGCGGGGGCGGAGGCGGGCGCGUUCUUGGUCUGGAAGAAGUCGCGGAGGCAAAGAGCGACUAUAGAUGCUAGGGUCGCGAACUGCGUGUUCGACCAGCCCGACUCCGUGGAGCUCGCCGCGGGGCAGGUCGCCUUCUACGCGAUGCUGCUUCCCCGCGACCUCCGCGCGCACUUCGACCUUGCCCCGGCGCGAGCUGGCACGGUGAACGUGACCUGCGUCAACGGCGAAGCCGUGUGCGCGCAGGAUCGCAUCGCGCCCGUGCUGAGGGUGCUGCCGAUGGGCUGGAAGCGGGCCCUCUGGGCGUGCCAGGCGCUGCGCGAGGCCUGCGCGCGAUGCGCGGACAGCUUCAUCGCGCUGAGCCAGGGCGCGGAGGGGGUGAAGGACCGCGUCCUGUCCGCCACCCAGGCGCUGCAGGAUGCCGGGCUGCCCGCGCACCCUCCGAGCUGGGGCGCGGGGGGCGAGGCGCUGGGCCGGCGCUUCUCCGAGCUCGAGGCCGCCGUGGAGGAGCUCCUCAGCGCCCUCUCGGCGAACUACGCGCGCGUCGAAGCUUUCGGGGAGAGGCCGGGCCACCUCUGGGACAGCGCGCGGCACGAGCUGCGCCUGGCAGCCGCGCUGGUGCCAUUGGCCCGGCGGCAGCUGGGGGCCUGCUGGGGCCCGCGGGCCACCGCGUUCGACGCCUCCGCGCGGGGCAGAGGCGUCGUGCAGAAGCGCGUGCCGGAGGAGUGGCUGGCGAAAGCCUCGGCGUUCAACGAGCGGCGGCGCUUCGCGCGCUCCGAGGAGGGCGCGGUCGCUGCCCGCGGAGAUCUGGACGUCCCAGAUCUUGCUCCAGAGGCGGGCCGCUGUGCAGCGCUGAGGCCGCCCGCGGACCUGCUGGGCGCGAUGCUGCCGCGGCCGCUCGGCUUCGCGAAGACGGUCCUGGGCAGGGUGACGAAGCCUUUGAGCCAGACCGCCCUGCCGAAGGUGUCGCUGCUGAGCCGGCCGACCUCGCCGAUCGCCAGGGCGCAGGUGUCGGCGUCGGGGCGAGUGAUGCGGCGGCUGGGGCCCAGCGCGGGCCCUUCGGUUCCGCGCAGGUCGCGCCGUGGCGCGGGCGCGGGAGCGGCCCCCCGGCCACCCGGGGCGACGAGGAACCGCCCGCUGGGCCGGGGGCGCGGGUUGGCCGAGCUGGAGCCGGACGCGCUGGGGCUGAGGAAGAGGCGGAAGCUGGAGAGGUACGGCAGCCAGAGGACGGGCGCCGACGCCCCGAUGAGCUUCCUGGAGCGCCGCACCGCGCGGCCGCGCACAGAGGCCAACUACCGCAACCGAGUGGCCGCCCCCGAGCGCUGGGCCCGGGCGUCCAGGGCGCCGCUGGAGCCCGUGGCCGCGGUCGACGCUGCCGCGGCGGCUUGGAAGAACGAGCAGUUCUUCGAGGGCGCCGGGCUGGGGAGCGGCAGCUACCUCCUGGCGGCCCUGGGGUAUCUGCGGCCUGAGCUGACUCGCGGGGGCCCCAGUGGCUGCCCCUCGUGGCUUAACGCGCUGGCGUUCGAGGGAAAGCUGCAGAUGGCGUCGGCGGCGAUGGUGGCCGUCGUGUUCAUUCUCAGGCCGAGGCGAUGCGCAUCCGAGUCCAGGACGUGGCGCCCCCGCCCCGAGAGGGCGGGACAGCAGGGAGUGAGCUCAAAGACGGGGGCGUGCGAGGAGUCGCUGGUGCUCGACAUCCCCGAGUUCGCCUGGCUGGGGAACGCGUUCGCCCGGUUCAGGGGCGCAGCCAGGCUCAAUCAGCGCGCGCGCUGGAGCAGCGACGCGUCCGCCCGCAGGCGCGUCAGGAGGGGCAUGGCCAACCAGGUUCUGGCAUCCCUCGGCGCAGCCGUGCGGAGGCGCGGCGCCGACUGCGAAGCCAGACUUGGUCGCCUCCUCUCGAAGCGAUCGCCGCCGUUGCUGCCGCCAAUCGACAUCCGCCGCCACCUGUCGCGCGACCUCGCGGUCCGCAAGGGCCGGUGGAUCAUCGGAGGUCUCAUCCAGCAUGGCCUCGCGCGGGCUAUCUGGCCAGGCGCGCCUUGCAACGCUUUUUCGCGGGCUUGA